GACAAGUGACAACGCUUCCCAUGACAUUUGGAUAAAGUCAUUGAUGUUUCGAUUUUUAUUUUGGUGAUGUUUGGUCGGCAUUUAUCCUCUAAAAAUAACAAAUAAAUAAAAAAUACGAGAAUAAGAGGUAUUUUACAUAGAAAUGCCUGUUUUACAUCAAAUAAGUGUGAAAGAAUUCAAUACCAUAUACACUAUUUAAAUUUUAUAAGAGUUUUGAAAAUGGCGUUCAUUUUAAUCAUGUGUGCCGUAUUGCUUGCAAUCUUAGCAGUUUUUCUUUUACGUGUCGUAUAUUUAUUAUAUACGAUAUUAAUGACCGACUGCUGCAUCCACAAAGACCCAUCUUUACGUACAAUUUUUUGCAUGGGCUCUGGUGGUCACACAACAGAAAUGUUGCGGUUCGCAGAGAGUUUAAACAUGAACAAAUAUAGCCCUCGCCUUUACAUAGUGGCAGAUAAUGAUGUCAGCAGCGAAGUGAAGAUUCAUGAAACAGAAAAAGGUCAAAAGAAUUAUGUCCUUCAACGAAUACCCCGCAGUAGAAAUGUAAAACAAUCUUAUAGUUCUUCGGUUUUUAGCACUCUCUAUGCUACUUUAUAUACAAUACCUACACUAUACAAUUUUAAACCUGAUGUUAUAUUUUGCAAUGGGCCUGGUACAUGUGUGCCCGUAUGUGUUGUUGCAUUUCUGCUAAGAUGUAUGUUUUUAUUGGAUUGUAGAACUGUUUUCAUUGAAAGUGUGUGUAGAGUAAGAACAUUAUCGUUAACUGGAAAGAUAUUGCAAUUUUUUGUAGAUAUUUUUGUAGUCCAAUGGCCUCAAUUGAGAGAUGUUUGUUUUAGAGCUAAGUAUUUUGGUAGAUUGACAUAGUUUGAUAAACUUUAUGUAUUGAUGUAAUUGUAGUACUUUGUAUAAGGAAUAAAAUAAAAAUACAAAAUUAA
Molecule: messenger RNA, 932 nt
Organism: Manduca sexta (tobacco hornworm)
Lineage: Eukaryota; Metazoa; Arthropoda; Insecta; Lepidoptera; Sphingidae
Gene: Alg14
Product: UDP-N-acetylglucosamine transferase subunit ALG14 homolog
Exons: 1
Coding region: 220-861 (213 amino acids)
Biological process (GO): dolichol-linked oligosaccharide biosynthetic process
Cellular component (GO): UDP-N-acetylglucosamine transferase complex
Source: RefSeq, a predicted model, not a curated record